AACCCCUUUCGUACAGUUUUGUAGCUCUGGUGCUUUGCGGGUGUAUAUUGCCCAUCCUCAAAUUAGGGUUCCGAGGUUCUCUUCUUCCUUGUUCCAUUUUCAAGCCAUGGGAGGAGGCAAUGGACAGAAAGCCAAAAUGGCUCGUGAGAAGAACAUAGAGAAGGCAAAAGCUGGCUCCAAGGGAAGCCAACUCGAAUCAAACAAGAAAGCAAUGUCAAUCCAGUGCAAAGUGUGUAUGCAAACAUUUAUGUGUACCACAUCAGAAGUGAAGUGCAGGGAACAUGCGGAGGCUAAGCAUCCCAAGUCUGAUGUUGGUACUUGCUUUCCUCAUCUCAAGAAAUAAACAAUAAUGAUACUUUCAGAACUUUGCUGGGAGGACUAUGAAGGUGCUGCCCUUUUAUAUUGAGGGUUCCAUAAUUUUAAAAUGAUUCUACCAAGAAUUGUCUUGUGUUAAGUAGGCUUGUAUCAAGCUUCAAAACUGCGUGUAAAAUAUAGUCGUUGUUGAAGUAAAAAUUGGUGGUAAUGUCAUUAAUAUCAGUGUUACUCUUCUUUUAA
Humulus lupulus (European hop) is the source of this 555-nucleotide messenger RNA. RefSeq lists its product as uncharacterized. The coding region runs from base 107 to 343 and encodes 78 amino acids. NCBI's taxonomy places the organism in Eukaryota, Viridiplantae, Streptophyta, Magnoliopsida, Rosales, Cannabaceae. The transcript has 3 exons. The record is from RefSeq and is a predicted model, not a curated record.